AUGUCUAUGCCGCGGCAGGGGGAGAAGCAGCAGAAUGAGCGUCUUCAACUCAUAAUUGCUGAUCUUGUCAAGGAUGAAGAAAACAGGUACUGUGCAGAUUGUGAUGCUAAAGGUCCACGUUGGGCUUCCUGGAAUCUAGGAGUUCUUCUCUGUAUCCGGUGCGCAGGAAUUCACCGGGGCUUAGGUGUUCAUAUAUCCAAGGUCAAGUCACUUAAUCUGGACUCGUGGGAACCCCAACAAGUCGCCAUGCUUAAGGCUGUUGGCAAUCGACGUGCUCGGGAGCUCUAUGAGGCAAGCCUUCCGGAGUUCUUUCGUCGGCCUCAAACAGAUUCAGCACUUGAACAAUUUAUUCGGGCCAAAUAUGAGCAAAAAAGAUACGUUGCUUCAGACUUUGUUCCUCCAAAACCUGACAUGGAAUCUGUGAAAAAGGAUCUCUUGCGGCUGGAGCAACAGAGUAAACGAAAAGCAGUUAGUGCUAGGUCCGUCAACUUACCUCUUCAGAACAGUGAUUCGUCAAAGACCCAGAGUCGGACACUUAAGUCAAUUGCGAAAAGCACCGGUGGCAAUACUGACGGUGUAACGGCUGAUAUUUUGGGUCUUUCGUCGCCCGUGGCUGGCAAGGAUGAUGAUAAAUCCUCUGCUUCGAAAAUUCCAACAAAACAUUCGGAGGCCUUCCAGCAGGCUAACCAGAAGUCAGAAUUGGAGUCCGGCGCUUUCAGUGCAGACCUCGUUGGGAUCAACUUCGGUGAGGUAUCUCAGCCUCCGACGGGAGAGAUGGGCAGCGUUGAGGGGCAGCGCCCUACCAAGGAGUCUAUUCUCGCCCUCUACGCCCUCUCCAAACCCGUUGGUGCGGGUGGCGGACUCCUCUCACCGAGCCUGGUUCAUCCAAAUGUUCAGAACAGAGCGUCCAUGGCUUCGAUGUUCGGUGUGUCUGCUUCAUUCAACCAAUCACCUCCUAUGUACCCACCUCCAGUCUCGCCGAUUGUCUUUGACCGGAAUUUAGUUCAGACUGAGAAGGCACCCACUUCUUCAGACCUCAUUGGUCUGGAUUUUUUCCAGAAUGGCGUGUCACAGUACACCCUCCAACGCAGUGGAUGGAUUCGCUCACAAUGGCAGCCACCACCUCGGGCAUCUCACCAGCGACUGGAGGUCCAGAGUUCUUGCAUCAGCAGUGGAUCUCCUCCCAGACUGCUGCCGCCAACCCCACCUCUGCCCUCAACUCCUCCGCUCAACAAUCCUAUCUUGCUCAGAUUCAGAGUCAGUUGGCUUCAAUGCAGUUACAUAGCAGCGCUGUUGAGUGAAAUUCCGGCUGUGUUCUGGCAAUACAUUAUUCGAUUGCAUAAACGGUCCGUAUUAUGUAUCUUUUUUCUCAUUCUUUCCUCCCUUGGUAGAGAGUUCCCCUCACUUCCUGUAAUCCUUGCCCUUGUGAACGUUUCGCGUCCAUCUGACACAGAUCCCAUUGAAAUCUGUGAAACAUCUAAGGAUAUUUUGGGAACUUAUGAUGAUUCGGAACAUUCAGAAAGGACAAACUCCUCCAGUAUUGGGAAACUUCAGCAUGACAUUAAAAUGCUAUCGAUUAAAGUCUUAGAGAAAGAUAUGGAAAUUAAAAAACUGAAGACCGAAUCUGCUGUGAUGCAAAAUUUGAAACAUCCUUCUGUGUUAUUGGAAAAAUAUGAAGCACUGGAGAAAACAAAUAAGGAACUGAAGGAGGAGUUGAUGAAAGCCAAGAAUGAGCAUUCAGCUGCACCAGCAAGGGCUGUAGAAGCAGAAAAAAUGCAACAAACUUUGCAAGAUGAAUUGAGUAUAUUUCAGGAAUCACGUGGAAACGGAUUGUCCAUGGGUCCUUUCGAACAACUAUAUAAAUCAGAACCUCGUCUAGAAGGAGAAAGAGUCGAGGUUCUGAAUGAGUUGGACCACCUUCGUAGGGAGCAGAACGCACUACAUCAGCGACUUCAGAAUACUGAAAUGGAGAUGAGGCGUUUCCGAGAAGAAGUGCCUAGUCUCUAUACAAAGCCUGAUCAUGAGCUUCGUCUUUUCAGUCACCGGCCCGAUAUCCUCACGAAGACACGUGUUGUCAGUUUGGAAGUACAGCUGAAUGCUGCCUGCGCUGCCCGCAAUGAUGCCCUUCGUCAAGUGGAGCGACUGAAUGCAAAGUUUGAGGCCGCUUCAAAAGCUAUCUAUGAGAUGGACGCCUCACGAAAAGCGGAAUUGUCUCGAAUGGAAGUGCAGUUGGCCGUGGCCUCGCGCAAGUUAGCAGCAUAUGAACAGGUUGAGGCGGAGUUGGACCGAGCUAUCGAGAACUUCGCGUCCACUGGGAUGAUGGAGAAGGGGGAGGGCUCGGAAGCGUUGCUUCACCACUUUAGCUUGUCGAAAAGCGACGGAAAGCCCUUGCUUCCCACUCUGGCUUCGAGGCGUUUAGAGCACUGUGUCAAAAUUUCUCGUCAGCUUGCCAAAUCUGAAGAGGUGCGGCGCUCCCUUGAGACUGAAAACAAAGAACUGCGGAUGAACCUUAAGACGGCUGAAGACGAAGUGAAGCGCCUAUCUGAACUGUUAGCCAACACAGAUAAGCCAACGAAUUGCCUGGCGUCCGCACUUGUAGCACGGGAUUCCCGUAUCACUGACCUCCAAACGACCAAGCGUAAACUGGAAAGCAAGCUGCGCAGACUCUACGACUGCACCAAGAACAUCGUGAUGGAACACAAUGCCAUGAUCUCCGAUCUGAAGAUCUAUUUCGAGCGGUCAAGUCAGGGGACACCAGAAGAGGCCUCCGCUGACAAACUCCCCCCACUCCUGAUGCAACUACAACGGAAGGUCCGCCGUGCGCGACCGUAA
Molecule: messenger RNA, 2832 nt
Organism: Echinococcus granulosus
Lineage: Eukaryota; Metazoa; Platyhelminthes; Cestoda; Cyclophyllidea; Taeniidae
Product: Stromal membrane-associated protein
Exons: 15
Coding region: 1-2832 (943 amino acids)
Molecular function (GO): GTPase activator activity; metal ion binding
Source: RefSeq, a predicted model, not a curated record